Molecule: messenger RNA, 1583 nt
Organism: Hypoxylon trugodes
Lineage: Eukaryota; Fungi; Ascomycota; Sordariomycetes; Xylariales; Hypoxylaceae
Exons: 2
Coding region: 186-1103 (305 amino acids)
Source: RefSeq, a predicted model, not a curated record
UACUAAUACGCGCAUAACCAGCUCUGUUACCAGCAGGAUUUCCACACUUCUAGUAGCCAAUCCGAUGACUCCACUUUAUUUGUCUAACCUUACAACUUUCUUCAACACCCCAACAUCAUCAUCAUCAUCGACAACAAUUCGUCUUAUUCUACUUCACCAAAAAAUAUUACAACAUAAUAAUAAUAAUGAGAAUGGCUGCCAUAGGCGCCUUCCAAUAUUUCAAUGAUCUCCCUAAAGAACUUCGUAUGUUGAUCUGGGAGUACCACUUUGAGAGCGCCCGUAUCCACGUUGUCCAUCCCGCUCCGGAGAGUCAGAACCGAAAUCCAAAGAGGGAAGCACUACUAUUCAAUUGCACCGUCCUGGACUCCGCAACGAACCUCAUCAUUCUAGAUGGUCGACCUCCGUCUUCCCUCAUAAACCGCGAGGCCCAUGCCGUCGCCCUCUCACGCAAGCGCGUAUGGACCCCAGUCCGAUUCGGCAAGGAUCUCGCUGAGUCCGUCACUUCGGGCCGUGCUCGCGUGCCGAUACACUUCACCCUUGUCGCAUCUUCCACCAUGACGCUUCCGGAGCACAACGAAACAUGUACGCAAGCACCCCCCGUAUAUGUUGACUGGGAUAGCGACAUGCUCUACCUCUGUGUGUCACAUGCCGAGCAGGCAUUUUGGUCGAUGCGCUCUGUACCAUGGCGUGACCGAGUGCGAAAGCUAGCUGUUCUGGUUCCACAAAGCGAGUUUGAUAGGGCAAUCCCUUUCGGGCCUACGGAUCCCAUCCGCGAAGUUCUCGAGUUUAUGACGGAGCUGGAGGAACUUUACAUCGUAUUGGUUCCGGAUGCUGCCUAUGUCGCCGCUGCGACGAUACCCAGCCUUUCGCGAGAUACAUUUGGAUUUGUCCCCUACGUCGAAUACCUGAGCGCUGCCGGCUUGGCAAGUAAUCACAUUCUUUAUACACGCACUGCUAUGUCAUUCGGGGAGGCAAUUAACGGUAUGCACCGGAAAAUCAUACUAAGAAGGGUCGUCGACGUGGAUUAUCGCGCUUGCGGUUUCGGUUACUAUCGGCGAACUCCGAGUCCGCCGGUGGUGGUGAAUGGUGAUCGCUUCAGCUAGUUACCACGCACACUGUGCAUCACCUCCUAGCAUGCUCAUGACAACACCAGUUCAGCAAACUCAGUCGCCCAUAUGUUAGUAGAUGGAGAUUCUUCGGGUGCACCAUUAUGAGGCUAUAUGUCUAUGAGCACCAGCGCUGUGUUAUUGCUUAGGGAUUAUUAUGGUACUGCGAUUGCGGGUGCUAUAUACUAGUAGAUCUUCGAAAAAGUCCCCGCGGAGGAUCUCGGUAUUAGGAGAUGCGUAGCGAACCCAUAAGGAUUAGUGAGCACAUUUUACCCCUAAUUCUCGAAAUUUGGCCAUCUGCUACGAGUGUUAUGCAGUUCCCUGAGAUUCUUUCAGCCGACAACGUAUGAAAUCCAGCAUAUCGCAUAACGUAUAUUCAUGGAGUCAUUUGAAAGAUUAUCGACACCCAAUUUCAUAUUGCAUACUGGAUCCGUUAAUUCUCACGAAUAGCUGAGAGCGUCGAGAUCGAGUCUCCGC